Molecule: messenger RNA, 1518 nt
Organism: Rotaria sp. Silwood2
Lineage: Eukaryota; Metazoa; Rotifera; Eurotatoria; Philodinida; Philodinidae
Source: the annotation of a GenBank genome assembly
AUGACAUUAUAUACCGAUGAAAACAAUAGUAAAUGGUUUCGUGAAAAAGACUCUGGAUUUUGGCCAGGUCAAGAAUUUUCUAUCGAAAUCGAAGAAAUUUUAUAUCAAAAACAAUCAAAAUAUCAAGAUAUACUUGUUUUUAAAAGUAAAACUUAUGGCAAUGUACUUGUAUUAGAUAAUUGUAUUCAAUGUACUGAAAGAGAUGAAUUUGCUUAUCAAGAAAUGGCUGCCUUUCUUCCUUUAUUUGCACAUCCUGAUCCGAAACGGAUAUUGAUUAUUGGUGGAGGUGAUGGAGGUGUUAUUCGUGAAGUAGUAAAACAUCCACAAGUUGAAGAAGUUAUUCUUUGUGAAAUAGAUGAAGAUGUUAUUGAUGUAAGCAAAAAAUAUCUUCCUGAUAUGGCCAAAGAAUUUACCAAUUCAAAAGUAACAAUUGUUAUUAGUGAUGGAUGUGAAUAUCUUAAACAACAUACAAAUGAAUUCGAUAUUAUUAUUACAGAUUCUUCUGAUCCAAAUGGUCCAGCUGAAUCUUUAUUUGAACAACCAUUUUAUUCAUUAAUGAAAACAGCACUUAAACGACCCUAUGGUAUAAUAUGUUGUCAAGGUGAAUGUAUUUGGUUAGAUUUACCUUUAAUUAAAAAAUUAAUGACAAUCAGUCGUCAUCUUUUUCCAUCUGUUGCUUAUGCUAAUGUAUCUACACCAACAUAUCCAUGUGGAGCACUUGGUUUUAUUGUUUGUAGUCUUGAUGAAAAUGCUAAAUUAACCGAACCAAUUAAUAAGAAAUUAGCUGAUGAACUCAAUACAAAAUAUUAUACAUCUGAUAUUCAUCGUGCUUCGUUUGUUUUACCUGCGUUUGCUCGUCAAGUAUGUAAAGAGAAGAAAAAAAAAACAUGUAAAUUAAAUUAAUCAUUAAUUUUAUUUUCUAGGAACUUGAAGACAACAAAUAAAUAAAAUUGUUUGUUUUUUUAAGUAUCUGUACAUUUUCUAUGAUUUCUUAUUAUAGAAAUAAUACUUAUUCUUGUGAUUUCUUUUUGCGUAUCUAUUUGAAUAAACUUAAUCUCACUAUUAUAUAAACGCUUUUAAGACAUGAAUGAUAAUAAAAAAUUUGUAACGUCUCAUUAAACAUAGUAGAAAAGCUUCUUACUAAAAUAGAAUUUCAUUAAUUACGUUUGAGAGUAGUAGAUUAAUAAAAUAAUUGAAAAAAUAUGAAAUUUUAAUUCUUUAUAAUUUUAAUAAUGUUCGUUAAAAUUAUUCAAGACCCACAAGAAAAACUAUCUUUAUUAUGAACCAUUUUACAAUUAUUGUAGUAUUCGUUACAAGCUCUUCUGAUGCUUAACAAUAAAGCCUUGCGUAUAUUAGAUACAUUCAUCUUGUACAAAAAAAUAACAACACUGUCCUGAUCUACAAGAACAUUCCCCCCCCCCCCCCCCCAGAAUAAAAAGGCAUGGCCUUCUAUUAUGUCCAGGAACGCAAACGUCCAGGGGGGGCCUUCUAUUCCGGUUGGCUUUCUUUUUUAGGGUG